This is a messenger RNA of Lepisosteus oculatus (spotted gar), 1149 nucleotides long. It is a transcript of the gene rpl5a, whose product is annotated as ribosomal protein L5a. Gene Ontology annotation, molecular function: structural constituent of ribosome; 5S rRNA binding. Gene Ontology annotation, cellular component: ribosome; cytosolic large ribosomal subunit. NCBI's taxonomy places the organism in Eukaryota, Metazoa, Chordata, Actinopteri, Semionotiformes, Lepisosteidae. The record is from RefSeq and is a predicted model, not a curated record. Gene Ontology annotation, biological process: ribosomal large subunit assembly; translation.
UCCUCCCGGCCACAGAGGGCAGCACCACGGCCGGCCUCGCUUCAGUCAUCCGCGCGUGUCAGUGCUUCGCGACACUAUUUACGGAACAUGCGCAGUGGGCUCGUUCUUUUCCCAGUGCAGCGGAGUCUAAACCCCAGUCUUUAGACUCCCGUCUCCCGGCUAACGGAGGUCAAAAAGACUACAAAAUGGGCUUCGUCAAAGUAGUUAAGAAUAAGUCUUACUUCAAGAGGUACCAGGUGAAAUUCCGCAGGAGGAGAGAGGGGAAGACGGACUACUAUGCCCGCAAGCGCCUGGUGGUGCAGGACAAGAACAAGUACAACACGCCCAAGUACAGGAUGAUCGUCCGCUUCACCAACAGGGACAUCAUCUGCCAGAUCGCCUAUGCCAAGAUUGAGGGGGAUAUGAUCGUCUGCGCUGCCUACUCCCACGAGCUGCCCAAGUACGGUGUCACCGUGGGCUUGACGAACUACGCUGCGGCCUACUGCACUGGGCUGCUGCUGGCCCGCAGGCUGCUGACCAAGUUUGGCCUGGACAAGGUGUACGAGGGUCAGGUUGAGGUGACUGGGGACGAGUACAAUGUGGAGAGCAUCGACGACCAGCCGGGGGCGUUCACCUGCUACCUGGACGCUGGCCUGGCCAGGACCACAACCGGCAACAAAGUGUUCGGUGCUCUGAAGGGCGCUGUGGACGGAGGGCUGUCCAUCCCCCACAGCACCAAGCGUUUCCCUGGCUACGACUCGGAGAGCAAGGAGUUCAACGCAGAGGUCCACCGCAAGCACAUCAUGGGCCAGAACGUGGCGGAGUACAUGCGCUUGCUGAUGGAGGAGGACGAGGAAGCGUACAAGAAGCAGUUCUCUCGGUUCAUCAAGAACGGCGUGACUGCAGACGCAAUGGAGGAGAUGUACAAAAAGGCUCACGCUACUAUCCGAGAGAAUCCUGUCCACGAAAAGAAGCCCACAAAAGAAGUCAAGAAGAAGAGGUGGAACCGUGCCAAGAUGUCUCUGGCUCAGAGAAAGGACCGUGUCGCUCAGAAGAAGGCCAGCUUCCUCCGAGCACAGGAACAGGCUGCAGCCGACAGCUAAAGAGGUGGCCUCUGCUACUACCCACGGCACAAUGCGUCUUUUGAUUUAAUAAACAAUUUCAAAAAGA